AUGACACUGGCGAACUAUUUCCUUUUCGUUUCGAUAUUUCUUGAUAUCUGCAGUUUGAAAUUAGCCACAAACUGCCAGAGAAGAUGCGAACAAAGCAGUGGAAGUAUUGGUAAGACGGGAAUAAAACAUCUGGCUAUGCAGGGACACAGCUUUAGAAAUUACACGCUGUCGAAACCGUUUGACUGUCAUGUAAAAUGCUUUGAGGAGAAAUGUAAAUGCCAAGCGUACCAAAUAAGGGAAAAUCGAUGCGAGUUGCUGGAUGAAGACAGAUUUUCUGCUCCUGAAGACUUCCUCAAGGAAAAGGGAUACACUUAUUAUGAAAUGAAAAGAGAAUACGUCAAUCAGGUAACCAGUGAAUCUAAUGUCGAAUGUCUCCGGCUUUGCCAAAGGAAGACACAGACAGUCUGUCGAGAUUAUACUUAAUCAGAGUAAUCAUUAUAUUUCGGCUUUAUUCGGUAUUGCCUCGUCCUGUAGUUAACAAAAGAGGUUGCAAUCUUUUGAUAGAAAUGCACUAUCUUGGAAUCGGGGGGUACUCCUGGGAAUUCUUGGUGGGGGUGUGCCGCCUGGUUCUCCAAAUCCUGACCCUAUUUCAGACUGCGAAAAACUGUAAUUUUCCACACCCGUUUUCAGACCCGACCUCUAAAAUCCAUACCCGUUUCCAGACCUGUCCUUUAGGCAGAAACUAUGUUAGCUUUACUUAGCCUGGAGCGCAAACAAAACAAUUCUUCAAAUCCAAUUCGAAUUCCCAAAUUUCUCUUUCUUUCUUACUCAUUUGGAAUUGAGACGACAAAUACGUUCAUACACUUCCGUAAGUGCCCUCGAAGAAAACCAUACCCGUUUUCAGACCAAAACAGCACAAAAACCCUACCGGUGGGGUGGCACAUACCUGUAUACUAGCUUAUAUAGGGGAGUACCCCCCGGGUUUGGAAGGCUGACGUUUUGAAAAGGAGGACAACAUGCAUCUCAGCUUUCAAAUUUCGUGUCGCUUUUUUAAGGAUGUGGUACUUAAAAUCUUGUUCCUUAAUUUUCAGCACCCUCUUUUCUUCAGAGACCCCUUUAUGUCCCUCUUGAAAUUAAGAACUUUUGGUUACACUUCCCCUCAUGGUGCAGGUUGUUCGAAUCCCAAAAAUAUUGGAUGGAUUAACAAUAUCUGUAACUCACGUCGUGUGGUUUCUGUGUUCCCUUUCUUAUUUUGAGGCAAGAGGUUUCUUGUUUGUGCAAAACAAUGUGGAAGAAAAAAUAGCUUUCUUGAUUUUUCUUGUGCUUAACGCUCUGCGCGCCGAGCUCUUUACAAAACAUUCCCAUAUUGUUGACAGUUUAUAAAGCAAGGAAGUUGAUUCAACAGAGUAAAUAUUGCGCAUUUGCAAAUUGGGCAAACCUAAAAGCGGAGCUUUAAUUAAAAUUCAUAAGAAGGAGAUAUUAUUUAAGGCACAUUAUAAAAAAGAGAGGGUCGUGCAAAUAAUAAUCUAUAAUCAUGUAUAAAGAUUAUUCCUACAUGCACUUUUAACAUACUCUCCCGUUGUACUAUAGAAAUUUGUAAACGAGGCUUGCAAAGAGCAACCACUCCUUAACAAGUGCUGUAAUCAGAAUUUAUGUGCUCAUGGUGGCACCUGCACUGAGUUAUGUGAAGACGCUAAAAUCAAGUUCAACUGUACAUGCGCAGUGGGAUAUUACGGCAGACUUUGUCAGAAACGAAGAGCAACAUCUUGCAAAGAGCAACUACGGGAAAACGAAGGCAGCAAGUCCGGAGUGUAUCAACUGUUUGACCCAACGACUAUGUCCAUGUACGAGGUCUUUUGUGAUGCUAUCUCUGAAAAAGGGUUCAUUUGGACUUUGAUCGAAUCUUUCAGCCUUCGUAACAAUCAUGAAUUUAAGGACAAAGCAUUUUACAAAGACUAUCCAAAAAAUCAGGAAGCUUUUACAUGGGGCAAGUUUCGUCUAUCUUUGCCACGUAUGACAGCCACAGCAAACCGUUCAACGCACUUGCGAGCAACGUGCAACUUUAACACUGAAGACCUUAAAUACAGAGAUUACUUAAGGGCCAAGUUGAAUGAUAUCGACGUUAUGCGCUUUAAUGGCCGUGGUGCAUGUAAAAAAUACGAAUUUAUUAGCAUCCGAGGAUAUAACUGUAGCAACUGCACGGCUCAGUUCGUCCAAACAGAUAAUUGGCAUGCGCAUACUGAUUCGUUUUACGGUCCAACGAUCGGGUGUCAGUUUACCAGCCAAUCCACAGGUGCAGUGAGGUUACCGGGAGGGGAGGAUAACUUCGGAUGGUAUGAAACAGUCAAUCCGGUUCACAGAUGUGUAUCGAGUAAUGAUUCCACCACUCAGUGGUGGUUUGGAGUUCGGCAUCACUAG
Molecule: messenger RNA, 2358 nt
Organism: Porites lobata
Lineage: Eukaryota; Metazoa; Cnidaria; Anthozoa; Scleractinia; Poritidae
Source: the annotation of a GenBank genome assembly